Molecule: messenger RNA, 791 nt
Organism: Rhododendron vialii
Lineage: Eukaryota; Viridiplantae; Streptophyta; Magnoliopsida; Ericales; Ericaceae
Exons: 1
Coding region: 202-543 (113 amino acids)
Cellular component (GO): NatC complex
Source: RefSeq, a predicted model, not a curated record
UAACUUCAUAGUAAAUGCCAAAAUUCUUUAUUAUGCUCAUCCGUUUACGUUGAUGGUUUCCUUUCCUUCUCUAACAGAGUAACAUAUGUCAUUGACUGAUACUGGAGAAAAUUAUGAUUUGCAGGAUCAACAGAACACAUAAAGUUGGUGGAUUUGGUUUCUUGAAGUAUUCGUGAGUUUCAAAACAAAUUCCUCAAUAGGAUGGAAACUGAACAAUGCACACAGACAUCUUUAAAUCAAAUAGGAACUUCUGAAACAAAUAGCUCCAGUUUAGUGGGUACAGCGAAGAAACUGUUAUUUCGGCAAAUGCUGGUGGGGGUAAGUGACGGGCGCUUUUUCUUGGGCACAUUCUACUGCAUUGAUAAGGAAGGAAACAUUAUUCUCCAAGAUGCAGUGGAGUAUCGGAACACCAGACAUUCUUCCCCUUCUCCAAUGGAACAACGGUGCCUUGGCCUCAUUCUCAUCCCAUUCUCUUGCCGAAAAUCUUGUCAUGUCGAUUGCUCCAUUGAAGAACAAUUGUCGCUACUUUCACUGAAGGAAUAGAGGAAAAUGCUUUAGCUACCAUACAUUUUCUGUGUGUUAAGGUUGUGUUUGGAUUUCUUCCUAUUCCUUUUAUUAUUAUUUUUUCUACUUUUUCAAGAGCUAACAAAGAUGCUUAUCGACUUUGUUUGAAUCCAACUUAUGUGACCAAUCAUUUCUGAGUUUUAUUCAUGCACUCUUCAGCAGGCUUUGCAUUUGUUUUGUGCUUGAACUUGGACCUUGGAAUGAAUUUGCACGACACUCUUUUUGUU